AUGCACGGAUGGCUGCGUCCGAUGGCGCGGGGCCUGCGAACGAGCGCGGUACUUGCGCGUGCGACGCCGACGAAUGCGCCGGCCAGCUCGCCGUACCUGAUCUUUGACCGCGACGUAAAAGAGCGGCAGCGCUCGCGUGCGGCGGUGCGUGCGCCGGUCAACGAGCACGGGCAAUUCGACGUGGCAAAGCGUGGCGAGCCGUCGCGCCUCACGGACUAUGUGCGAGAUAUGGCCGCAGAGAGCCUGGCCGAGCGCCUGCUUGACAUCAAGCGUGCGUAUCCCACGAUUGUCGAGCUUGGCGCCGGCGCAGGGCACCUGCGCAAGUUUUUGGACGUGCCAGGCACGGGCGUCGAGAAGCUGAUUAUGUGCGACACGAGCGCCGAUAUGCUGAACCGCGACCGUGACGACGACGCCAAGUACCCCUUUGCGAUCGAGCGGCGUGUCGUGGACGAGGAGAUGCUGCCCUUUGAAGAAAACUCGCUGGACUGCAUCAUUGCGAGCGGGAGUCUGCACUGGACGAACGACCUGCCUGGCGCGCUGAUCCAGAUCCAGCGUGCGCUCAAGCCUGACGGCGUGUUCCUCGGCUACAUGAUGGGCGGCGACACGCUCUUUGAGCUGCGCUCGAGCCUGCUGGUCGCCGAGCAGGAGCGCCACGGCGGCCUCUCGGUGCACGUCUCGCCCAUGACCGAUACACGCGACGUGUCGUCGCUGCUGACACGCGCCGGCUUUACCCUGCAGACGGUCGACCUGGACGAGGUGACGGUGCACUACCCCGGCCUCUUUGAGCUGCUCGAAGACCUGCGCGACAUGGGCGAGAGCAAUGCGGUGAUCAACCGCCGCGCAUACCUGCGCCGCGACACGCUCCUCGCGGCUGCCGCGACGUACGAGGCGCUGCACGGCACGCCGGAAGGCCACCUCCCGGCGACCUAUGCGCCGAUCUUUAUGAUCGGGUGGAAGCCGUCGCCCGACCAGCGCAAGCCGCUCGAGCGGGGCAGCGCGUCGCACUCGCUCAAGGAUGUUUUGUAG
Molecule: messenger RNA, 1026 nt
Organism: Malassezia japonica
Lineage: Eukaryota; Fungi; Basidiomycota; Malasseziomycetes; Malasseziales; Malasseziaceae
Exons: 2
Coding region: 1-1026 (341 amino acids)
Biological process (GO): mitochondrial respiratory chain complex I assembly
Cellular component (GO): mitochondrion
Molecular function (GO): S-adenosylmethionine-dependent methyltransferase activity
Source: RefSeq, a predicted model, not a curated record